AUGGGCCAUGCACACAAGCUUGUGAUGGCGUACGUCUCUAUGCGCGGUAUCACCGGCUAUGGCCAUUAUCCUCGAGACGAUGCGCUGGAGCCGUUGGUGAAGGUCAUGUAUGAGCCGAGAGACACUCAGCAUUUCCACGAGACUUCACAUCAGUCAAGCUCUGGUCGUCUAAAGAACGAAGCCAAAGGCAAAUUCACCAAGGAUGAGUGGCAUGAGUGGUUCUGGAAGUUUGGCACAAUUCUCCCUUUACCGAGCCGUCAAAUCACUCCUUGUAUGCCUUGGCCAGAUUUCCUGCUUCCUUCGUUCAUGGCAAGCCAGGAUUCUUGAGAGAAUCUCACCAAGACCUCCAACAGGCUUGCCCGAAAGGAAAACUAAGGUGCCGCUGUCUGCUCCCCUUCAGUUACGGGAGCGGUCUACAAUGCCUAUGACCCUCCCGUCAGUGUCCCGGCCGGCCGUCGCAACUCACGGUGCGAUCUCAAGUUUGAGGGACAUCUAGACGGAAUUGGUCCUGGAGGUGUUCGGAUGGAGCAAGGAUACCGUCCGUGGCACAAAUAAAUUGGUAUCUCCCAGCAACUUGGCCCAAACAACACCAAACUCUAUGGCCACUGCCCGAAAGCUCGGCAAGCCCACUCUCUUUAUUACCAUAACCACGAACCCGAACAGGCCAGAGGUUCAACAAGAUUUCCCACCCACCAUACUU
Neurospora tetraspora is the source of this 700-nucleotide messenger RNA. RefSeq lists its product as uncharacterized. Lineage: Eukaryota; Fungi; Ascomycota; Sordariomycetes; Sordariales; Sordariaceae. Bases 1 to 327 code for a protein of 108 amino acids. The record is from RefSeq and is a predicted model, not a curated record. The transcript has 2 exons.